Gastrolobium bilobum is the source of this 2679-nucleotide messenger RNA. RefSeq names its product protein FAR1-RELATED SEQUENCE 5-like. Gene Ontology annotation, molecular function: zinc ion binding. The record is from RefSeq and is a predicted model, not a curated record. The coding region runs from base 1 to 2679 and encodes 892 amino acids. The transcript has 4 exons. NCBI's taxonomy places the organism in Eukaryota, Viridiplantae, Streptophyta, Magnoliopsida, Fabales, Fabaceae. Gene Ontology annotation, biological process: regulation of DNA-templated transcription.
AUGGAAAAUUGUGAAAAUCUCGCUAAAAGUGUUAUUGAGACACAAUCUCCAGGAUCAUCUACUGUUUUGGUUGCACGUUUUGAUGGUCAGACGGAUCACUCACAGAUAACAACUAUUGAAGACAUUGACAUGAGUGAGAGUUUAAUAUAUUGUGAUAAGGUUGUUGAUUUGGAGAAAGACAAUGAUGAUUUUGGAGAAUAUAAUCAGUGUGAAACUAUAGAAGACGAAGAUGGUGAUUGUAGGGAAGAUAACGUGCAUGAAAUUGUGGGAGCUGAUGAUAUGAGCUUCACGGAUACCCCCAUUCUGGGUAGAGUCUUUAAGACAAUAGAAGAAGCUUAUGAAUUUUAUAAUGAUUAUGCAGAAAGUAAAGGAUUUGGAAUACGUAAGCACUGGUGUAAUAGGAGUACAAAAACACAACAGCCAUUUAGGUGGAAUUAUGUAAGUGCAAAGCAAGGUGUGAAACGACUUCAUGAUAAAAGAGUUGAUGUUGACAGUGUCAAAAGGCGAAGGGAAACAAGGACUGAUUGUUCAGCGAUGUUACAAAUAAAGUUGGUUGAUGGAUCAUGGGUUGUGGAAAAAUUCAAUGAUACACACAACCAUCCAUUGAUUAACACUCCUACAAAGGUGAAGAAGUUUUUUUCUCAUAAUGAUUUACGACGCUCAGGCAUUACUAAGUCGUUGGUUUCUAAGCUUUAUCAGGAGGGUUUAACAUCUUCAAAAAUCUCAAAGGUGGUUAACGCUAUGAACGAAGAUGUUAAUAUUACUCCAAUUCAAAUUAGCACUAUUAUAUCAAGCCAGAGACAUAGUAAUGUAGGCCGAGAAUGCCAGGGCAUUGUCAAACACUUUCAAAGGAAGUCUGUUGUUGAUAGAGAUUUUUAUUUUGAUAUGCAUCUAGUGGAUGAUGGUACAUUAAGAAGUGUCUUCUGGGCGGAUGGUAGGUCAAGAGCUGCAUAUGCCCAAUUUGGUGAAGUCCUUGUGUUUGAUGUGACAUACAGAACAAACAAGUUCAAGUUUCCUUUUGCCCCUUUCGUGGAUGUUAAUCACCAUGGGCAAUCAAUUUUAUUUGCUGCUGCCUUGUUAGAAGAUGAAACAGAAGCAACCUUUACUUGGUUGUUUGAACAAUUUCGAACAUGUAUGUUUGAUAGGUCUCCGGUUGCUAUUAUAACUGAUCAAGACAAAGCUAUGGGAAAAUCAAUUGCUAAGAUAUUUUCAGGAGCUCGACAUCGUUUUUGUGCAUGGCACCUGAAAAAACAUGUUAUGAAGCAUAGUCAAGCACUUCGCGCACAAUUUAAAGAUAGUUUUGAUGUUGACUUCCGUGAGUGGUAUAAAAGUCAAAACAUCGAUGAGUUUGAAGGCAAGUGGGAAGCAUUAAAGAAUAAAUAUGAUAUUAGAGCAGGUAGUUGGUUGGCUAACAUGUAUACUUCACGUCAUCAUUGGGCAAAGGCAUACUUGAAAGAUACAUUUUUUGCCGGAAUGACCACAAGUGGUCGAAGUGAGAGCAUGAAUUCUUUUUUUGAUGGAUAUGUCAACUCUAACACAAUGUUAAAUGACUUUGUCAUCCAAUACGACAAAGCAAUCAAGUCUAGGAGGGAUGCAGAAGAAGAUGAAGAUUUCAAAACAAUAAAUACGAAGGCAAUUUUGGAGACUGCUCACCCAAUCGAAGCAACAGCCGGAGAGCGCUACACAAGAAAAAUGUUUGAGAUCUUCAAAAAGGAGUGGAAGGUUGCCAUUGGUGAUUAUUUUCAUGAAAAGAUUUCAACAGACAAUAAAUGUACCAAGUACCGGGUGGGAUCUCGUGAAGUUGAUAAAAAGUGGUGGGCAAUUGUCGACUACCAUUUGGAAGAAACAUUCACAGCUCAUUGUUCUUGUGCAAAAUUUGAAACUAUGGGGAUUUUGUGUAGACAUACUCUAUACAUCAUGAAGAAGAAACAAAUAAUGACCCUUCCUGAAAAAUAUAUUUUGUCUAGGUGGACAAUGGAUGCAAGUUAUAGGGUUGGAGAAUUUGCAGGCAUUCAUGUUGAAACAACUACUAAUGAAGUUAGUGCAUUGUCUUUGUGGUUGGUUCAAUCUAAAUUCACUAUGGCUGUUUCUGAAGCAAGAGAUUCUAUUUCUGAGGUUAGAAGGCUUGAUGCUAUGAUUUCUGAAUUUCUACAACUACAAUUGGAAAGAAAGAAAAAGGCAUCUGAAGAUGAAAUGGUUCCCACAAUUUAUCCUUCACUAGUUCCCGAUAAUGUUACACAAGUUUCACACAUUAAUGAUGUGCGUGAUCCUACUCAACUAGUCAAAACUAAGGGGCGUCCAAGGGUUGCUUCACGUAUAAAAUCUAGCAUGGAAAUGUCCACAAAACAACAAAGGACUUGCAGUUAUUGUCAAGGAAAAGGUCAUUAUAAGACUGGUUGUCAGAAGCUAAAGGUUACUAUAUCCCCAGAAGUGACUUCGAGAACAGUAAACAGGUUCAUUAUAGCUGAACUUGUGAGAGGCUGGCAGAGGCAAAGUAUAAGAAAAAGUAGAGGAGAGACCAAAGCUGAACCAUCCUCGGAGCUUAUUGGUAAUAAUAAUAGCAGUAUUAAGGGACCAGUACAAAUUGACAAUUCAGAGGAUGAUGGAGAUGAACCACUUGUGCUUUUAUUUGUAAUUUUAUCGUAUCUUGGUAUUGUUUCACUGGUAGAGAUAACAUAA